CGCAGUCAUUUUGCUAAUAGCAAAAAGGGUGGAGGAAUAUUGACUAAGAGCAGAGGCUGGCACAUGGUUAGUUCUGUUUAAUGCUCCCAUCUUAGAAGGCUUCUUCCUAUCCUUUGGGAAAGAAAUCUGGUAGUCCCUCCAUCAGGUUGGAUGCUGAGCUUUCCAGCUGAACAGUCUUCAGUUUGGGAGAUUGUUGGAAAGGUCCCAGCUCCCCAGAGCAGCGAAACAAGGAAACAUAAUACAAGUUCCUUGCCAGCCGGGCUUUUCAGACAGGUUCUGAGUUACUCUAGAGUUUCUGAGAUGGAAAGGGAAGUGUUUUGGUCAUUGCAAUGACUGUUUUAUGAUGGAGUAGAGCCACGACUUAGAUCUGUAAGGAUCCCAGAGAUGUGGAAACUGGCUUUGGCCUUGGUUCUCCUGUACCCACCAUCUGCUGCCCUUCAGCCUGAAGGUUUUCUGGACACCGUCAGCUGCUCCGAUGGCCUGAGCUGCCGGCUGCUGGAGGAUGUGCUGUGCAUAGCUGGGGAGACAGUGCCAGAUCCCGAAACGGGUCCUGUCUUGGUGCUGACUGAGAUGAUGAUGAGGAACAAACUUCGGUGCCAGGAACGUCAGGACUGUAUCCCUUGUGUGCAGGUGACACUACGCCUUGGUCUCCUGGAGUCACCUGCACAACUAGGUGGAGGAGCUUCCAUGACUAGCAUACAGCUCAAAAAACAUAAUGGGAAAACAGAGGAAUUCCUGCGAACCCACGUUUUACUUUCAGCCGAGACAUACCCUUCCUCCCACUGUGCCGAGGUAGAAGUCUUGAUUCCCUUUGAACAACGUGACUGGUACAAUAACACUCUGGGUCUCCUCCACUUUGACUGCUUUCCCGUUUCCAUCAGUGGGGAGCUGUAUGUCUCCGCUUCCACAAGGCCUCCGUACCUGUCUUCGCAUGUCUUGCAGCUCACGCACUUUGGACCAGAUUGUACCUGGCAUGAAGCUCAAGAUGCUGUUCGCCUCUGCCAAAUCCCCACGAUGGAAGUCUCUGUGGGAUUAGAGGAAGCCGUGCUCCAUGUGUGGGACGUCCCUGAAGGACAACACUUCUACCUCUGGCUGUACCUGAAUCAGACAAGCGGACUUGAAGGGAUGAGUGAGAAUAUCACAUUGCUGACUGCACCUGAAAAUGUCAGCUUGCCUAUCUCACAGGUAUUUCCCUGUCUUUGCCUGCAGGUCUGGCCCAAGGUUGAAGACUAUGAUGAUUCACCUCGAACCUUCCUCUGCCCUUUUACAAAUAAUGCUGAAGCUUUAUCCAGGGCCUGGGCAAAGAGCCACCUCAAGGUGAAAGCCUUCCGUGGAGUGCUGAGUUGCUCUUUCUCCGCACCGUGUGACCUCCCAGGAGAGUUGGUCCCAUGUUGGAAGGGAGAAGACCUUGCCUGCCACCCCCUGCAUCCUCAGCUGCGCAAGGGCCUCAUUCGAAUUGAGCUGCAGGAGUUUCCAGGACUGAGACCCCACCCCAACCUUUGCAUCCAGGUAAUUAGCAAAGGAAGCACCUACCUCCAGAGCUGCCUGCAGGAAGAAAUAAAAAGCUGCCACUCAUUGGAGCAGGAUUUGCUGUUUUGGACAACACUGGAUUCCCAAGGGAACUUUUCGGUUCAUGUGUUGGAGCAGGGUACCUGGGUGCACAUAACUCAGUCUAUCAGCAUAAGAAAUGGGAACCUGAAGGAAGCCCUACAGAAUGAUCUGCAAUCAGGAGAGUGCAUGCUGAUGUGGCAAGCUGAGGAUAGGGAAAAUGGCACCCUCUGGACCUGUUCACUGGAGAAGUAUUGCCGAACACGCUGGAUAUUGGCCUGGAUGAUCACUCUCUUUGGACUCUGCUCUAUCCUGUUUGUGUUGCUUCUCAAGAAGGAAGCACUGAAAGGCUGGCUCAGACUACUGAAGGAAGAUUACAGCUCCAAAGGAGCACUUCAGGGACGUCAUGUUCUCCUUCUGUACUCUCCAGACCAUGUAGCCUUUGAGCGUUUGGUGGGCACCUUGGCAGGAGCCUUGACCCAACUACAGGUCUCAGUUUCCCUGGAGUUGUGGAGCCGAGGGGAGCUGGCCUCCCUGGGGCCUAUGCAGUGGUUCCAUGCACAGCGACACCGCAUCAUGCAAGCUGGGGGCAACGUUGUGUUGCUCUUUUCCCCUGGUGCUGUAGCUGGCUGUGCAGAAUGGCUGGGCUGGAAACAGGCAGAUGUCAAACCUGACAAUACUUUCUUGGCCUCCCUUAAUUGUAUCCUGCCAGACUUUCAAAAUGGAAAGACCAAGGGCAGAUAUAUAGUUGCCUGCUUUGAGAAACUGCUUGCAGUCAAUGAUAUCCCUGGACUCUUCCGUUCGGUGCCCGCCUAUCCUCUACCAUCACAGCUUUUCGCUUUUCUAUUAGCUCUUGCUGGACCUGGCAUAGACUAUGAGCAGAGGAGCAGCCUGAAAAGACAUGCAGUGUGGAUCAGCAAGAGCCUGGAGCGUGCGGUGCAGGAGUGUCAGCAAAAGGAGGCAAGCUGGGAGUACUCACCUUUGCUGCCUCUCCAGUCUGCGGAUCAACAGAUAAAAGGGAAUUGCCAUCCUUCUGUAGCUUUUUGAGAGGAUGGCUCUCAGAAGGAGGAUGAGAUUUCCCCCUGUUGUUUACAGGACCAAGUGCAUGGACUCUGUGCCAGUAUUUUUAGAGCAAGCAGUGACAACUCAGCAUUGGGCAUGACAGUUCCACUUAUUUAUGUAUUUAUUUUUGUUAUUUUAUUUACAGCAUUUAUGUUCUGUCCUCACUCUGAGGGAGACUCAGGGCGGAUCAUUGGACAUAUACAUCACAAACAUUCAAUGCCGUUAAACAGGACAGAAACAGAUAGGGGUAUAUGUUGGCAUUUUCCCCAACUUUGGCAUUCUGGAGGUUGUGCUUGAUUCCGGCCACAGGGAAUGCUGUCACUCCAUCCUCUGUGAUGAAGAGCCCGUGAUCACAGACUUCCUCCUUCCUUUGAUCGCUGGCAUUUUCUGGUAUUUCCUUUUUAUGGUGCCAUAAAAUACCUCCCCGCUUAAGCGGUGCCUAAUUUCUCUCCUCACAGCUCACAGCUGUUUUCGAACUGCUUAGGUGGACAGUGAGCUGGGCUGAAGGUCGGAUGCUCACCUCAACCCAGGCUUCAAACUGCCAACCUUUCAAUUGGUGUGAUCUAUUGCUGCUAGUGAUUAACCAGCUGUGCUAAAGCCCAGCCCUCAUUUGGGCAUUGCAAUGAGACUGCAUGGCUCCACUGCACAUGAGAAGACAUCUGAGCACAAUAUGUAGCUGACAACUCUGGAAGGAUUCUGCUUUCUUGCUACUGAAUGGCAAUAUUUAUUGUGCUUAGAGAAAUUGAGUGAUUCAGCAGACACUGGACAACUUAGUAUCAGAGCGGGACACACAGCACAAGCUACUAGUAGCCUCAUGUUUGCUUGGGAACAACAAAACUGUAGCAGGAAAAGAAAUGUUUCCACAUUAAUAUUACAGGAUGGGGGAACAGUGAAAGAUAAUAAAAAGUAACCUUUUAGGGAAACAGCUACCAAAAGGGGUGUAAUUCCUCCCUAGUUUAUCAAUGCAUGUUAUUGUUGAUUUUUUAAAAAAUUGGGUGAAGAUGUGGAAUGAUAACUGAUUAAGACAUGACUUUCAGCUGUUGAUUUUUAUCAUAUCAGUGUUAUUAUAUAUAUAUUUUAAGCAAUUGUGUCUUUCCUUUUGGUGUGGAAUCCUUUGAACUUGGUGCCUUUACAUUGUUUGGGACUGUUACUUUUAGGCUGGAUCUACACUGCCUUAUAUCUCAAGAUCCCAGAUUAUCUGCUUAUCCCAGAUUAUUUGGCACUGGAGAGUCAUAUAAUCCAGUUCAAAGCAGAUAAUAUGGGAUCAGAUCCUGGGAUAUAGGGCAAUGUAGAUCCAACCCUAGAACACCCGUUUGCCUUGUUGCUGAUGGGAAAUGUAGUCUAAAUCACUUUGAAGACAUGAUAUUAGGGAGGGCUGUCAUAAAGUCCUUUGCCUCAGUGAGCUGACCAUGAACUGCAGAAAGACCACCACCCACCCAAUUCUUUCCCGCAUGAUAUCUCUGCUCUAUACCUUCCUACUGCUGAUUUUGACUGAUCGCAUAGUGAACACAUUCUUCCUAAAGAAAUAUAACAGAAAUAUCAUGCAAAAAAUAUUAAUCUAUGGGUUGCUGUGGGUUUUCCCUGCAGCUCCAUCAGCUGU
This is a messenger RNA of Anolis sagrei ordinatus, 4210 nucleotides long. It is a transcript of the gene IL17RC, whose product is annotated as interleukin 17 receptor C. NCBI's taxonomy places the organism in Eukaryota, Metazoa, Chordata, Lepidosauria, Squamata, Anolidae. The record is from RefSeq and is a predicted model, not a curated record. Gene Ontology annotation, molecular function: interleukin-17 receptor activity.